Molecule: messenger RNA, 1342 nt
Organism: Tarenaya hassleriana
Lineage: Eukaryota; Viridiplantae; Streptophyta; Magnoliopsida; Brassicales; Cleomaceae
Product: probable purine permease 22
Exons: 2
Coding region: 148-1335 (395 amino acids)
Cellular component (GO): membrane
Molecular function (GO): purine nucleoside transmembrane transporter activity
Source: RefSeq, a predicted model, not a curated record
AAAAUCCCAGAUAUUGCGCCGAAUAAUACAUACAUAUAUAUAUGUAUAUGAAGUGAAUGUUUCUUAUCCAACCACUGCGUCAUCGUGGACUUUGAGAGAAGAAAAUCAUGGAAAAAGCUGGAGCCUCCGACCGAACAAGACAAAGACAUGAAUUCUGCAAUUUCAUCCGCAGAAGAACAAGAACAUGUUCGGGUUCCGGAAUCAGACCAACCCGCUCCCGAGAUCGAGAAUCAGAGACGAUCAUUAGAGCUCAAGCAGAGGAAAUGGUGGAUCUCUGUUUUCUUCUGCGCUUUCUUGAUCUUGGUCGGAGAAUCUCUCGUUACGCUUCUCCUGAACUUCUACUAUGUCCAAGAUGCUCGACAAGAGAGUGAUCAAGAUAAACAGUACUCAGGAACCUGGACGCAAUCGCUAAUCCAAAACGCUGCGUUUCCAAUCUUGGUUCCAUUGUUCCUCCUGUUUCCUUUGCCAAAACCAAACCCAGAAACAUCUUCCAACGUUAACGAAACCGAUCACCAUAAUCUCCGGUUUCGUCUUUUGUUGCUUUACUUUUCUCUUGGUGUUCUUGUUGCAGCUCACAGUAAGUUAUAUGCACUGGGGAAAUUAUACGCAAACUAUGGAUUUUUCUCUUGGAUUUCGGCUACCCAGUUGAUAUUUACCUCCAUUUUUACGGCUUUGAUAAACCGAUUCAAGUUUAACAGAUGGGUUAUAAUCUCUAUGAUCAUCACCAUCUUGGCCUAUAUUUUCGGCACACCUGAAUUCGGAGGAUCUCCUGAUGAAGAUGAAGAGUUUUACAAUCUCCAAGCUUGGUGUACAUUCUCUGCCAAUGUCGCCUUCUCGUUAUCUCUAUGCAUAAUGCAACUCGGGUUCGAGAAAGUGCUGGUGAAGAUGAACAAGAAGGGGUUUCGAAUGGUUUUGGAGAUGCAAAUCUGCGUCUCUCUUAUAGCAUCGCUCAUUUGCCUCGUGGGUCUGUUCGCGAGUGGCGAGUUUAAGGAGUUGAAGCUCGAUUUCGAGGGAUUUAACAAAGGGAAAUCUUAUUACAUUCUGAGUUUGGUCGGAUUGGCUCUGUCAUGGCAGGUUUGGGCAGUUGGUUUGACGGGUUUGGUGUUCUACGUGUCUGGUUUAUUUGCAGAUGUUGUUCAUAUGUGUGUUUCUCCGGUUUUGGCAUUGCUCGUCGUUUAUGCGUUUCGGUUUAUGGAUGAUGACUUUGGCUGGCCAAGAAGAGGUGCUUUGAUAGGAGCGGUCUUGGCUUUUGCCUCUUAUGUCUAUUUCCUGCGAAAAACGAAGAAGACGGAAAUUGCAGAGCUGAACCCAAGGGAGAACGAAGCAGAAGUUUAGUUUCGAA